This is a messenger RNA of Clunio marinus, 656 nucleotides long. The record is from the annotation of a GenBank genome assembly. Lineage: Eukaryota; Metazoa; Arthropoda; Insecta; Diptera; Chironomidae.
AUUUUUAAUUCCAGAUUGCGCAGCGCGUCAAGAUUAUGAUGAUUAUGAUGACUUUGAUCCUGACUUUGAUCAUUCAACAACACUUAGACCGACAAAUCUUCUUCCUUGCACAUAUGAAGGAAAAAUAUAUAAAGAUUAUGAAAUUGUCUACCGUCAAUAUAAUGAAAAUAAAAGGCUAUGUGAAGGUUAUCAAUGUUUGAAUGGAAGCGUCGAUCCAUGGUCUAGGGAUUGUUUUUUUUAUGAUCGCAUAAAACGUCCAGAAGAAGUCAGAAAGUGUAAACAUGUAUUUGAAGAUGGAGAAUGUUCCCCCCAAUUGGAUUGCAGUUGUGAAUAUGAAGGAAAAACGUAUAGGCAUGGGUCGUAUAUUUCAAAAGAACCAAUUAAUGUCGCUUCAUGUCUUGAGAAGUUUUGUAUUUUUAAUGAAAUUUCGGAAAGAUAUCAACAGUGUCCUGAUUAUGUCGCUAUGAUGUCUCCAGAAGAUCUGUCAAGAUGUAAAUUAUAUUACCCAGAAGGAGAGUGUUGCCCGGUAUUAGAUUGCGAAACUGAAGAAUCAGGACGACGCAAAAUAUGCCAAAAAUAUUUUGAUUAUUGAUAUAAAUUUUUUUUGCAAUAAAAUCGAAAUUAAAAAAUAAAAGUUCUUUGUUAAAAAGUUGUCA